Molecule: messenger RNA, 13024 nt
Organism: Pristis pectinata (smalltooth sawfish)
Lineage: Eukaryota; Metazoa; Chordata; Chondrichthyes; Rhinopristiformes; Pristidae
Gene: ankle1
Product: ankyrin repeat and LEM domain containing 1
Exons: 9
Coding region: 11-4288 (1425 amino acids)
Molecular function (GO): protein binding; endonuclease activity
Source: RefSeq, a predicted model, not a curated record
UGCCCGGGCGAUGAGCGGGGAGCGGGGGGCGCGGCGCCUGCACCGGGCGCUCCGGCAGCAGGACCCCCGAUCCUUGGAGAAAUGGUUGAAAGAGCAUGCAGAUCCCAACCUGGUCUUGCCGGAGGGGACGGCGGCAGUUCACCUGGCCUCGGGGCAGGACACCGAGGGUGCAGUCCGCUGCUUAAAGCUCCUGCUGCAGUACGGUGCAGAUCCCAACGUCAGAUCGUCUGAGGAUCUCACACCGUUACAUGUCGCUGCCUCGUGGGGGUGCAUCAAAUGUUUGAAACUGUUGCUUCGAAAUGGAGGGGAUCCAACUCUCCUGGACCAGAAUGGACAGAGUGCUGUGGACUUGGCCAGGGAGCACGGAAAUGUCAGAUGCUGCCGGAUCCUACAGGAAUAUCAUGACUACAGUCUGCUGGAGGACACGGAGGACGAUGUGCCAGCUUUCCGAUACGUGGGCUUUCGAAGAGUGAGCUGUGGUGUUCGUUCCUUCACCAAUGCGCCCGACUUUAGUAUCACUGACCCGCACAUGACCUCGGGUCUCCCCGGAAAACCUGCAGAAUCUGAUGCAGUCAGCAGAACGCGAAAGUCCUUGUCUGAUGGUCAGUGGGAGUUUGUGUCUUCUGCCAGUGGAACUGGCCGGGGACUGAGCUGUCACUCUCUGACAAACGGCUCCGUGGGUGACCCUUUGGGAGAAGUCACAUCGGUCUGGUCUCAGCCCCGGGGACAAUCCACAACAACAAAGCCACAGAGUCCAUGUAGCCCCAGGAGCAUUCUUGGAGAUGGUGGUGAAGAGAACAUUGUUGGUGAAGCGACAGAACUUCUUGCCAGUUGUGUGUUGUCAAGUACCCGUCUGCCUACCUUUGGGAAGUUUGAAGAGCAGACUUGGAACGGAUUGGUUUCAGUGGCGGACACUGUGGCAGACCAUACUCCAUCGGACCAAGACUUAACCCUCCAGGAUGUUCUUGGAGCUGCUCCAGUACUCCCUCGGGGCGUGAACCAUGGACAGAACACUUCAUUUGAUAACGAGAGCUUUCUGCCUCCGUCUGCACCAGGAGCCCCCCUCCCUGGGAACCAUGGGUCAGGUACCUCAACCUGUUCUUGCCCUGGAACCCAGCAAUUCCCAGCGGAAUGCCUGUGUGGUCAGCAAGCAUCGGCUGUUUUACAGGAAGAGAAGGAAGUUUUCCAGGGUGGUGACCCCACCGGUGUCACUGAGUGGCUCUCUGAAUUGGAUUGUACCUGUUCUCUGACGGAGAGAUCCCAACCCAGUGCACCUCCAUUGAAUGCCCAGCACACAGGGUUGUUAGAUUCUGAGCUUCUAGUGAGACUGCCCAGGGACAAAGGCAUUGACGUGACCUCCCCAGACCAUGUCUAUGAAUUUUCACACUCAAAUGUGACUCUGUUACUGGAUCUGGAUAGACCCACUGUGGUUGUUGAAACUGGCUCAGACCACCCCCUGGUCUCGGACAAUGAUGACUCCCCGCUGCGUGUUGAAUUCACCCUGCCUGAGGACGAUGGCUCUACCUCUGGAAACAGCCCCUACCACAGCUGUGCAAGUGGAUACGAGGUUUUCACCAGUGUGAUGGGAAGCUUCAGCCACGUAUGCCGGCCACAACCAGAUUGGGACGAUCCAGUGAUCCCAACAGACGAGGGCUAUCCCUCAACGUCACAGAUUCCUUCAGCCGGUCACUGGGGUGCUUCUGCUUCAAGGUGCCCGAGUGGGAUGGUACCGGAGCCGCCCCACCCCAUGCCGAGAUGCCAUGCUUCCCAGGAUUGCCCAGACUCCAGGCAGACACUUCUGUUCGUCCGGUUCAGUGAGGAAAGUCCGGGCCACUCCCUGUUGUCAGGGGGUGUUACACAGUCCGUGUGCACUCGACAAAGUUCCCAGCCUUGUACAGCAGGCCACCUGUACGGUACUCCAAGCAACGAGGGGGUCACACGGAGCUUGUAUGGGGGACUAACCUGCACCAAAGGUCGUCGGUGCCAGGAGGAGGUGAUGCCAGUCACGAAAGACCAGGUGAUGCUUGGUGAUGGAAGUGGAUCCGACCCACCGUCGAGCCCAGCCAGGGGCACUGAGGACCAGAGUCGGCUGCGGGGGCAGGAGUAUCAGCCAGUCGGAGAGCCUGUGUCCGUCAGAAGUCGGGUGAAAGCAGAGGGUGUUCCAGGUUUCUUGAUGCAUUCCACCUCUUCUGUCCAAGCAGAUCAACCAAGUCAUGGGGCAUCACUCAGCCAGGGGCCAGAGAGCAGGGGGCCAGCACGCUCGGGCCAAGCACAUCCGUCAGGGUUUGAAAAGAGAUCCAAGAACAUCAAGUCUUCCAAGGGAGGGCGGUCAUUGGUGGAGGAGCAAAGGCUGUCGCCUUUCGUUACUGUACGCACCAAGAACCGGUUGGCCAACUUGACAUCGCAGAUCCGUGAGUCUUUGCUCUUUGAGCAGAGCGUUCCCAUGCCGACCAGAAUUAGGAGAGUCCGUAAGCAGCAGGAUGCCGGGACUCUGUCCGACUGGUUCUCCCACGACAGCGUGUGUCAGGGUGACGAGGAUGAAGAUCGUUCACUCCCCCUUGCUCGCUGUUCAGCUGAGGAAGAUGCAGCCUCGGACACUGUUCCCUUUGUCUGGUGUGACCAUUACGGGGCAGAGAACAGACAGGAAACGCAGUCAGCUGCCUCUGACACUGUCCCAUUUGUCAUCCCUCGUCCCAAAGAGAGAGAGGCCGGAGUCUUUCCACGGUCAAGCGACGUGGCUGGUGAUAUUCCGAGUCUCCAGAUGGAAAGUGUGGCCAGCAGUGGGGAGGAGACCCAGACUCCACCCCUCCCUCCUCGGGAGAGCCCUGUCGAUCCAGCAGACAACUGUACGGAAUCGCUGGCCGGCGGAUGGGCAGGGACAGAGCUGCCUCCAGGGGUGAGUGGUGCUGGUGAGGGUAGCCACAGUGUCCCAGCACCGGAAACCACUGUACUGUUGUCUCCUGCAGAUAAGGUGUGGACACGGCUGAAGGUGGCACACAGCUCCCACACCAGUGGUCCAGUGGAGUUACACAGUGCUCCUGGUCACCCAUCCUCGCUGCGUCUGAGCCUGGCGCCAGUCUCUGGGGAGCCCAAUGCUCAGAGAGAGGGCUGUGCCCAGAACUGCAGAGUGUCUGAAGGCAGCAGGCUAGAGGACCAUAACUCCCAGUCAGAGGACGGGACAAAAACGCCUCGCCGUUCCCCAGGGCCCAUGGAGAACCUUCUGUCCCACACCGAGUGGCAGAGCCCGCUGAGUGAUUCCCCAGUGGCGGUGUCACCUUGUGGCCAUCCUGUCAGCUGUGGAGCGGGUGAGGCAGUGGAGUACCUGUACACUGAUGCUGAGGGCUGCGCUGCCCUGAUCGAGUGCUGCUUCCCCUGCAGGGACACCAGCUACCAGGACCUGACUGCCCCCAGCUCUGAGGAGACCGUCAUCUAUGACUGGAAGGCCUACCAAAGCGCAGAGGUCAGCUCCGAGGACAAGGAGAACCUCUCACUGAGCGACGAGUCGCCCAAGCUGUCUCCUCGCCUCCACCUCCUGUCCAACAGGCAGAUCCUGAGGCAGCUGCGAGAGUGUGGGGAGGACCCUGGACCAGUGACGGACCUGACCAGGGGUGUUUACCUGCUCCGCCUGCACCAGGUGCAGAAGGAAGCCCGUCCCCAGAGACAGCAGGCAGCAGGCUAUAGCCCUGAGCUGGCUCAGAGUUUGGACAAGUUUCUCUUCCCAGACUGCAGUGAAGACGAAAUGGCAGUGGUGCAGCAAUUUGAUCAGCCAGACCCAAGGCGCAGGUGGAGGGAAGGCAUCGUCAAAUCCAGCUUCAACUACCUGCUGCUCGACCCCAGGGUGACUAAGAACCUGCCCAUUCGCUGCCACACGCUGAGCCCAGCAGAAUGUUUACGUACGUUUGUCAGCUCCAUCUUCUACGUGGGUAAAGGCAAGCGAUCGCGGCCGUACUGCCACCUCUACCAGGCACUGACGCAUUUUAAAAGUGGAAAUCAGCAAGUGAAUGCCAAGCUGAAGCACAUCCUGGACAUCUGGAGCAGCGGACAAGGGGUGAUCUCUCUGCAUUGUUUCCAGAACGUUAUCCCGGUGGAAGCGUACACUCGGGAAGCUUGCAUGGUCGAUGCUCUGAGCCUGCAAGUGCUGACCAAUAAGAAGCGUGGGGACUACUACGGUGUGGCUGCCACCUGGCCCCUGAGACGGAGGCGGAGGCUGGGAGUCCACAUGCUGAGGCGUGCCAUGGAGAUCUUUCUGGCAGAAGGCGAGAGACAGCUCCGUCCUGCUGACGUCUAGAUGGCUGUUGGAGGGGCUGCUGCUGCAGAAGGUGUGGAGGAGGCUGAGGGUCCCGGAGUACCUGAGGACCCCCCUCUCCCUCCCCUCCCGGGCACUGCCCCCCCCCCCCCAGGGUCUGGGGGAGACAGAGCUGCAGCCAACGUCACCUGCUCCGUCAACCCUUCCCACUGACAAACCUUGCCCACUGCGUCUCGCCAUCCCGUCCUUCCUGGGAUCCUGCACAGUCCGGCCAGCCCCUCCCUCGGUGAGUGGAGGGGAGAGGGGUCAGCCCCUCCCUCAGUGAGUGGAAGUGGGGGUGCCAGGGUCUUUGACUGCUGGGAAGGGCAGGUGGGAACAUUCUUUGCCUUCUGCUAACAUUUUAACAUUCACACUAACAUUUCAAAAUGCGGCCUUGUUUAUUCACGGGACACUACUGCCAUUACUGCCCCAGAACUGAGAGGUUUGUUGGGCCACUUCAGAGGGGAGGUGGGUCUGAAGCUGCCCACGGCUGGUCUGGGGAAGGAUCAGACGGUUCCCUCCCUGGAGUACGUGCGGGAGGCAAGUUGGUUUCUGGAGCCGUCCAACAGUUCACUGUCCCUGUCAAUAAGUCAACAUUUAUUGAGUGCUGGGUUUAGCCGCUGGGGUGGGAUUGGAACAUGUCUUUGGGGGAUUGGUCCCGUCCUAUGGGAUCACUAAUGGAGGAACAGCCCUGGGCCCCUCUGUUAACUGCCGGAGUUCCUGAUCUGAGCCCACUGCUUCCCCAGAUGUUUCUACCCGUGAAUUCAUCAGGUCCGACUCAAUUAAACACGCAUGUUUACCAGCUGAAUGCAGGUAGUGUGCACACAGGGCCCUGCUGGUUACAGUACUGUCUCUGUGUGUCCGUGAAACCCCGGCAGCAGGAGAAACGGCUGAUGUUGUCAAACCCCGUCUGGCUCCCUCCUGCCGUCGCUUGGACCAGUUUAUGUGACUCCAGACUGACUCCCAGCACACGCUGGGGAUGAACAGAUGAAACACAGGACACUUUAUAAUUCCGGGGAAGAGUGCAAACAGUAGAAGAGACUUUUCCCCUCUCGCCUGCACCUUGUGGGACUGGAAUCAUUAGGUGCCCAUUUCUGGGUCCGAUCCCGAGCACCCUCUCCCCGUCUGUCAGCCAGAGACGAGCAGCAAAUUCGACAAGUGGCGUGAGGUGAGCCUGGCGUCCACAUUCUGAAGUGGAAGCUUUGUGAUUUUUCCUCUCCCCACCCAGGAUUCAGUGAUGUCGGGGUCUAAUGACAGCAACGGGCUCAUCACUUGCAGUCAAUCCUCGGACCUUCCUGUUGUGGCUCUGUGAGUUUGCUGGCGAUGGGAACUCCCAAAACCCCGAUGGUUUUCCUCUCCCUAGCUGCCGAGGGUGAAGUCCAACCGGUCACUGACGGCCAUUGCUGGCACUGACCACAGCUGCUGCUCUUUUGCGAACAGCACUUUUAAAACUGUAUAAUAAUUUUUUUAAAAGAUUGUAUUUUUGAGAAAGCAACUCGCGCACUGGCUAGGAUGUGGUGUUAGACACGGCUUUGCCUGCCGGUGACGUGUGUGCCGUUUAUGGAUGGUCCUGUGGUGCAGCGGGUAGUGCUGCUCCCUCACGCCUCCAGUGACCCAGGUUCAAUCCCGACCUCUGGUGUUUGCAGGUUCUCCCUGUGACCGUGUGCCCUCCCCAGGGAGGGGGUAGAUCUGCUGAACCCCACUUUCCAAAGGUAAAGUGCCCCCUGGUAUAGGUAGGCGUCAGAAAAUCAAGGGUUGUUAAUGGGCAUUAGGAGAGAAUGGGGGGGGGGGGUGUGGCAGUGAGACUGGGCUAGCAUGGAGUUGAUGGCUCAAUGGCCUUCAAGGUGAUAAGUAAGUGUGAUGAGGGUAGUUCACGUUGCUCUCAGUCACCAGCUGCUGAGGAGACGCAGAGCGGUGAGUUCAGCCGAUGUCACGGAAACCUCCCGGUGUGGAUCAAUCCCAGUGGAUCAGGCGUCAUGGUUGAAGCAAAGUGCUCUGUGCCUGACCUCAGUCUCCCGUCCCUCCCUCCCUCCCCCCCCUCCCCCCCCCCUCCCGCCCUGUGUGAGGGCAGUUAAACUCUUGUCCGUGCAUGGCUUCACCUUUCCCCGUCCGUGACACCCUCUCCCAUCUCUCUGCCCCGUCGAUCACCCCCACAUUUACUCAGUAUGGAGGGCAGCCACUUGGCCCAUCACUUCCCUCUGAUCCUCACCCCCACCUACACUAGGUGCAGUUUACGUUAGAACGAGGGAGGAACCAAGAACCCUCGCCGUCACAGGGACAGCGUGCAAACUCCACACCCUCAGCACCCAAGGUCAGGAUUGAAUCGGGUCUCUGGAGCUGUGAGGCAGUGGCUCUACCCACUGCAGCCUGGAGGUUUGAUGCUGUCAGCGUGGUUUCCUCUUCACGCCCUUUCAAUUAGUUCAUCAAAUUGUCCCAGAGAGACAGCUCAAACUUUUCGCUCUUUCCUGUUAAUUGUAGACAUUCUGUUCUAGAAUCUUCCGAAUGGUAUUGUUCUGUAGUUUGUAGAUCCGGAUAUUUACAAAGUACGGGUGAGAAUUCAGCUCGGGCAGCUUAAUCCAUUGAACACAGUAGGAGAAGCUGUGUCUUUAUUACACUUGUAAUAACUGUGGUACAAAACUGGUCACGGAUUCAUUGCUUCAGAUUCCAUACAUUGAGGUUGUUGGUUCCAGUGUGCUGGGUCAGUGAGCAUUCCCGACGGGCAUUAACUUUUUCACAAUCAUCAGAAUAUCUGUAUAUGCUCUGUACAAAUAUCGAUAGUGAAUCGGCCUGGGGCAGGUUCAAUCUGACAGGUCUCUCCCAUGUAACAGAGAGAUCUGGGGGCAAGUUUUUCACUGGGAGGGUGGUGGGUGUAUGGAACGAGCUGCCAGAGGUGGUGGUGGAGAUGGGUACAAUUACUGCGUUUAACAGGCAUUUGGACAGGUACUUGGUUAGGGAAGGUGUAGAGCGAUACAGGCAAAUGGGACUGGUGUAGAUUGUCGGCAUGGGUGAGUUGGGCCGAAGGGUCUCUCACAUCACCGAUCACAUUGACGUGACUGGUGGAGAGAGGCUGCUUGGAGCAGUGGUGAUGGCGAGGUUUUACAGAUUCUCACACUUGCUCGGUGAUGUGAGAGCCUGUUCCCCACAGCGGGAGGGCCGGGAACCUCGCGAGGGAUGAGCAGGAGAUGUACUUACACCGCAAGCUGUUGAGAUACAGAAGGGCAGGUUCGGGAAAUCAGCAGAACCACAUUGACCCUGGUCUAAAUUGGACCCCUCAGGCUGAACAUUCCAUCGUCAGGCCCGAGGGACUGGGGUCUCGUGUGGGGAGGGGUAGAGACAGCUGGCACAGGAAUCCCACUGGGAGCUGGUCCCUUCCCACCACCUGCUGGUGCUGACCUGAUCUGUGGAUCUCUGGCAGACUGCUGGCAUCACUGCAGUGCCACACGUACACUGGUGCUCUGCUGCCCAACAGUGAGGAGCCCAAGUCUGACAGAAGGGGCAUGGGGGGUCUGCUGCCCAACGGUGAGGACCCCAGGUCUGACAGAAGGGGCACUGUAACCCAGGAAUUUAAAUUGUUAACUGGAGCAGGAAAAACAAAAGUAGAAGCAUGGGUACUGGGUAACUGUAGAAACGUUGGGUCUGAUGAUGUUCAGGGAAAGAAGCCUGUCCUGGCCCAGUCCAAUCUGGGUUCACCCAAUUGAUUUCUGUUGGGAUUAAGCAGACCGGGCCUGUACUACUGUGUUUAGAAGACGGAAAACCUCCUCAGAGCACGUAACAUUGCUGUGGAGUUUGACGGGGGCUGAGGCAAGUCUGUGCUCCCCUUCAAUGUGAUAGAAACAAGGACCACAGUCUCAAAAUCAGGCAGCCAUUCAGCCCCUCAAGCCUACCCCACCAUUAAGUCAGAUGAAAUCUGAUCUGAGUGUCAAUGCCCCCUUUCCACACUCCCUGUAUCCUGAAACCCCCUGUAGCUCAAAGGUCUGUCUCAGCUCACCAUUGACGUUAUUAUGUGACUCUGCCUCAACAACUCUCGGGUGGAGGAUUCUUCAGAGUGACAACCCUCAGAGGGAAUGUCUCCUCAUGCGUCUCACACUGGUGACCCCUUACUCUGGAAAUUCUGCCUCCUAGUUCUAAAUACGCCACCAGGGAAACAUCCUCUCAGCAUCCAUACUGUCGAUCUUCCUCAUCUGUCAAUAAGGUCACCUCCCAUUCUGCUGACUCCGAGUAUAGACCCAACCUCAAUCUCUCUUCGCAUUUCAACCCUUUCAUCCUAGGAAUUAGCCCAGUGAGCCCUGUCUGCACCAAUUCCAGUGCACGAAAAUUCUUCCUUGUACAUUGAGACCAAGUUCUACACAGUCUGGCAGCGCCCCCGGUGCGGUCUUAGCACCCUGUAAUGUAUCCUGUAGCCCAUGCAUCAAUUCCCUUCACCUCCAUAAUCCCUUACCGUACCUCCAUGCUAACCUGUGCUUCGUGCACUGGGACCCCCGAUCCCUCUGGACCCCAGUAGUGUUUUAAUCACAUAAAUCACUACUCUCUUCCAUUCUCAUUUCUGGCGAGGUGACCCAUUUCCCAACGUCCUCCAUCCACUGACCUCACCCUUUCACUUCAUCCAUCUCCCUCGCCUUCCAAUCCUCACAACCUGCAGACCCAACUCCUCUGGUACCAUCACACUUGACUCCAGCACAUCCGGUCCCUAUGUCCAAGUCAUCGGCAUAGACUGUCCAGAGAUGGGGCCCCAGCACUGUUCACUGUGGCUGCCCAGCAAUUACUGAUCACCAAUCCGAAAAUGACCCACUUAUCCUGUGAGUUAGCCAUGCGAAUUCUACUAUCCAAGUCCUUUUAUAUGUGACUCCAGGCCCAUAGAUAUGAAAUUAAAUCCAGCCCUCAGAAUGCAACAAGGAACUAUAACCUUCCUGGCACCACGAAUGAGCCUUCAACACAUAGACUAGGCUGGUUCAUGAACUGCCAACUAGGGACUGGCAAUGUGCCAUCUCCCAGUAAUGUAGCUGAGGAACGGCUGUUCCACUGUGAGCUGCAUCACACAGUUUUCUCCACAUGUAUCAGGAGGACGGGUCGACUGAGUGUCCCUUGGGCAGGCCACCAACACCAGUGGCAGUGGGCUCGGUAAUCAGCAGAGGCACGGAUCAAACCUGGUGCUUAGAGAUAAAAUGAGGCUGCUGGGAGGACUCAACAGGUCGGGCAGCAUCUGUGGAGAGAGGAGCAGUGAAUGUUGCAGGUCCAUCACCUUCCACUGAAAGUGGAAACGUGAGGUAGAGAGUUUUAAGAUGCGGAGAAGUGAAGUCUCAGAUCGAUUUGCUGCCAUUUCCACUUCUGUGUGACCCCCGCCCGCCCCCCCCCCCCAACAGUCCUAUCCCAGGGAAGAGGACAAUGAGCCAUAUUCACCACUAACUCCCACCCAGACUUCAGUAAGACUUCCACUGCUCUGCUGUAUGUUUCCACAAUAUUCUGUUUUCAAUACAGCAUACACUGUAUCUUCUUGCUGCUGGCUGAGAGGGUGGGUCUCCUGAAAGAUCAGCAUGGUUGUCUGUGUGUGGAACCAAAGGAAAUGGGGGAGGUUUUUAGUGAAUAUUUCUCCUCAGCUUUUUACUGUGGAGAAAAUGAUGAAAGCUGAGGAAAUGGGGAAACGUGUGGUGAUGUCUUGGACCACAUAGCAUUAGCAGGGAGGUACUGGAGGCCUUAAAGUGCAUUAAGGUGGAUAAAUCCCCAGGACCUGACCUGGUGCAUUCGGGACCUUGUGGGAAGCUGGAGAAGAAAUUGUGGAGGCCCUUGCAGAGAUUGCUGCUUCAUCUCUGGCCACAGGUGAGGUUCUGGAGGACUUUAAAGCGGCUAAUGUGGUGCCAUUGUUUAUAAAGGGGAGCAAAAGCAAACCAGGAAACUACAGGCUGCUGGGUCUGACAUCGGUGGUGGGGAAAUUGCUGGAGGGGAUUCUGAGGGACAGGAUCUACCAACAUUUGGAGAGACAGGGUCUGAUUCGGGACAGUCAGCGUGGCUUUGUACGUGGGAAAUCGUGUCUGACAAAUCUCUUGGAGUUCUUUGAGGAGGUAACCCAGAGGGUAGAUGAGGGUAGGGUGGUGGAUGUUGUCUAUGUGGACUUCAGCAAGGCCUUUAACAAGGUCCCUCGUGGCAAGCUGGUCUGGAAAGUUGGAUCACAUGGGAUCCAGAAGGGGAUAGCGGAUUGGAUUCUUAAAUGGCUCAGUGCUGGGAAGCAGAGGGUGAUGGUCUGUGUCAAGUGGUGUACCACAUGGGCUGGUGCUGGGACCUUUGUUUGUAAUUUGUUUAAACUAUUUGGAUGUGACCAUACAAGACAUGGUUAGUAAGUUUGUGGAUGAUACUAAAAUAGGUGGUAGUGUAGAGGGUAUGAAAAAUUACAGAGGGAUCUUGAUCAGCUGGGAAUGUGGGCUGAGGAUUGGCAAAUGGUUUUCAAUCCAGAUAAAUGUGAGGUAUUGCACAUUGGGAGAUCAAACCAGGGUAGGACUUGUACAGUGAAUGGUAGGGCCCGGGGGACCUAGAACCGCAUGCAUACUUUGUGGUCUGCCCCCGGAAAACUCUACGCAAAAGAUGCAUUUCACUGUGUGUUUCAAUGUACAUGUGACCAAUAAAGAUUCUGAUAGUUUGCUGAAAGUGGCGUCACAGGUAGACAGGGUGGUGAAGAAGGCAUUUGGCAUGCUGGUCUUCAUCGGUCAGGGCACUGAGUAUAGGAGUUGGGGAAAUUAUGUUACAGUUAUUUAAGAUGGUGAGGCCUCACUUGGAGUAUUGUGCACAGUUUUGGUCACCCUGUUGUCAGAAGGACGUUCUUAAACUAGAAAAAGUGCAGAAAAGAUUUACCAGGGUGUUGCCUGGACUUGGGGGCCUGAGUUACAAGGAGAGGUUGUGUAGACAAGGACUUUAUUCCCUGGAAUGUAGGAGAUUGAGGGGUGACCUGAUAGAGGUGUACAAGAUCAUGAGGGGCAGAGACAGGGUGAAAGCACACAGUCUUUUUCCCAGGGAGGGGGUGCUAAAACCAAGAGGGCAUAAGUUUAAGAUCAGAGGCAAGAGAUUUAAAAGGGACAUUAAGGCGGGCAUAUUGGCAACGUUUGAAAGCCAUCUAGAUAAGUCCAUGGACAGGAGAGGUUUAGAGGGCUGUGGGCCAAACACGGGCAGAUGGGACCAGCUCGCUGAGCAGCACAGUCGGCAUCGACGAGUUGGGCCGAAGGGCCUGUUUCCGUGCCGUAAAUCUCUGCGCCUCUAUAAUUGACACUGGCAAACCUCCCAUCCAAACACAUUACAAACUAACUGCAGAGCGUGUGACCACCCCUUGUGCCAACAUACCCACAUCUUUUAAAACAAUGCAUGGACUGCAAUGGAAAUAUGUGGAAUUGAGGUCCCAAACUUUGUCAGCCCCCAACCCCAAUCCAAGGUUACAGUUUAUCACACGGAGAUCUGAACCAGGUCCCUACGGCCAAUUUCAGUGAAAGCGCAUUUAAUUUUUAACCAGUUCGCGUUGAAUGCCAAGCAAUGCAGUCAUAACCUCGUGAUAAUUAGUUCAGCUCCCUCUAACCAGAAGUGGUUCACAUUUCCAUCUUUUUUUCUACUUUACAAAUAACGAUAAUAGUAAAGUAAUUCAAAGAUGUGAAUUGAGAGGUUCGGUGUGUUUAUGUAAUAACAGAUACCUGGGAGUGAGUUACAGGCUAAAAUCUAAUGGGGGAGUUAAUGAAUUAGACGCUGGGAUGUAAUUAAAGGAGUGGGGGUGGGGGGUGGGGGGGGAAGUGAGUGAGAGGCUGGGAUCUAAUCCAGGGGGUUGGGAGUUUAUAUAUAGAACAACAGAUCCCCGGGAGUGAGUUACAGACCAGAAAACGUGGAAUGUGUUCCCAUUGGAACCUUGCCAACAGAAGCUAACGAUGUGAACUGUGAAGACCAAUUGAAACUAACACUUGAACAUCCAAAUCAGUAACUCCGAUGGAAGUCCUGUGCAUCCUUAAUUUAUAUAAAAUAAUAUACACGAGGGAAUUAGCAGGAUUCGAUAUAUUCCAUAUUAUCAUACAUACCAUGUAAUAUAAAUAUUACACAAUAGCACUCACUGUAAAGAUACUGCUGAGAACAGCACAGCUCGUCAGGUACUGGCGGCAGUAACAAGGCGGGGCGAGCAGCCUUCACCCAGCUCAGUGUUGUCUGGAGGGACUGCGCUCAUGGAUCCUUCCGAUGGACAGCUGUCUGCCCACUUGAAGUCUCCCCCGACUCUGGUGAUGAGUCGGGACCGGCAGAGCUGAUCCAACCAACGACCCCACGGGCUUGCAGCGGCGAUACGGACAAAGGGAAGCCGACCCCCAGCUUGAGGGAAGGUCACAAACUCCCGGGAAACGUUCUGCGAAUUCCUCACCCAACACGCAAAGGUCGGAACAACCAAUGACAAGCUACAAAUCCCGGUGUGUCAUUGGGAGCGGCCUCGGUACAUUCACCGUGGCCUCCGCUCUUGGCGUGACAGCCCCACCCCACCCAGGUUGUCGCCUGACACACCGACUCUCCCUGCGCCCCAUCACAGCCCACUGGAACCCAGCUGUUACCUGCAUAUCAGUCAAUUGUCCCCGUCUGCAGAACUUCUUGUAGUAAAUGACAGUGUUUAAAAAAUACACCGUUUAUUUAAUGAUACCCAUAACUUUUCUUCAGAAUUGUCCUGGAGUUUCUAAGUCAAUCUGUCAGGUUGGAAUCUCCAAUAAACACUGUCGGAAGCCCGGCUCUUUCUAAUAA